UGUGCUGAAACAGACACUCUAGAAGGGUGCUAGAGAUACAAGUUUUUCUGCAGUGACUCAGGCUUGUACCAGCACAGCACCUCCAGAGGGACUCCAGCCCCCGUAUGGUUUGGGUAAAUCAAUCCAGUUAUAGAUGAGGAAAAUUCUCUCUCAAAGGGAGCCACCAAGGGUCUUUGCUACUGCUGAUAGUGCUGUUUCAGGAGGAUAGGAAGGGAAGUCAAGCAGCUUAGUAAAACAAGGAAGUUGGGUUAUAUUGGCUAACACAUUCUCAGUUCUGGAACUGUGCGCUUCUGGAGUUUAGCUGGUCCCUAAAUGGUGAAAAUUCUGAUCCUGUCCUUCCCUCUUCAUCUUCAGUGCGGGAAAAAGAGGGUGGGACAGGUUGCCUGAUUUUCAGGAUAACCAAGACUUAAAGCCUCUUGAUAGUUUCCACUGAGGCCUCCUAGAUGAACCAGAGCAUUGGUUCCACCUCUACAGAAAAAGCAGACACUGCACACGACUGUCAUGGCUAAGAGCUGCUCCAGAGACUGGAAGAACAAGAUGUACAGAACUGGAUAUACACAGAAGGGGGUAUGUAUCUGUAGCAUUGAUGUAUUCCAACAAACCCCAGAACUGUGUUAGGCAAAAAUCCCAACUAGAAACACUUAAAGGUAGGGGAGCUUCCCCUAACCUGAAGGCAAGGCGUGUUUAGGGUUGUGUGCAGGCUCCAUGAAGAGCAGGUUUGAUUAGACUUGGCAAACCAGUUCACUUUGUGUCCUCCUUUAGUAAAUCUACAGCCUUUGGUUCUUACUGUGAAUAAAUCUGCUGAUUUUUUAGCUGCAUGUCCAAAAAAAAAAAAAAGAGAUGAACCACGGAAAUUAAGACUAUUUGCACUUGACAGCCAUUAAUGUUUAAUGUUUGCUUCUUCAAAUGAAGAAAUGCUGCUGCUUUUUCCAUGCUGUGCUGUUUUCCUAGCAUUGUUUUUAAACAUUUUUAGCACCUGAAGUUCAAGAGCCAGAAUUGCCCAGUGUUAGUUACAGAAUACAACUUUUUUCAAACUUUCCUUCUGUGGCAAAGAUUGAUGUCUACCACAAAAAUCUUCCAUAUCCUGAAACUCCAAAGUAAAUGCACAUUACAGAAUUUAUUGAAGUGUUCAGAUUACUGUUAUUAAAUCCAGAUGUUAAUGUAACAGUUUUGCACUUGGGCAAUAAACUGGAUCUCUCUGAUUGUUGACUCAGUAGAGAGUAUUUUAAGAUUUCAUAUUUGGUACUUGGCUUAAGCAUUAAUUAAAUGUUUGAAAAGGGGCUUUUACCUGGGCAUGGUGCCAAAAGCAACAAAGGGAGAGAGAAGUCCUAGUUACACUCCAUUUUGAUCUUUACACCAACUAGUGAAACAGAAAUUAACAAAACAAAAAAUAAAGACAAAAAGGAGACCCACUGGUUUUCCAUCCUUCUAAGUGAAUUUAUGACAUAGGUAGUCCUAGUUACCUACCUGAGAAGGACAUGAAGUUGUGUUCAUGUUUCCACAUUUUGUGUCUAAUACUAGAAGCCUGCUGGAAGGCUAGGGAACAGUUGCUGAAAACUUGUUUACAAAUUCUAGAGACAUUAAAAUUAGUUUCUUAGUCAUUCUUUAAAUGUAAAGCAGGUAGCUCAUAAAAAUUCAGCAGAGAAACUCAUUAAAAUGAGUUCAAAUUGUUAAAGUCAAGUUAAUGGUUAAUGUAAGAACCAAAAAUGGUUCUUACACCUCAUGUAGAGGGCAAUUUCUCAAUAUUUCCUACACAAAAAAGGUAGAAGAGACACAGAAUUCCUGCUUCUGAAAUUCUGUGUAAUUACAUUGCUGCAAUGCCUGAUUUUGUUCCCCAUAUUUUUAAAAUUGAAAAUGUAUACCUUGUUAAAGUUGCAAUCCAGCAAAGCUUUAGGCAUGUGUUUCUGGCACUAAAUAGGUUGCACGAAUGAACACACGCGUAAGGCUUUUCAUGAUCUAGAGCCACAUGUUAGUAAAGCUUUGGGAGAGUGAAGUUGAGACACAGGCAGAGCAGUGUGUGAGAGUGUGCCUGUGGUGGCUGUCUCCUUACUGUUCUUGCUGCUGCCCCUCGCUGCACCUGCACACAGAGCUGCACUGCUGCAGGCGCGCUUCUGCGUGCAGGUGCUGUCCUGCAUUGGCAGGGCUUCAGUGUAAAUUGGGAAUUAGGGGUUUGUACUUGGCUGUUGUCUAAGGGAACGCCUGAUGUCACCGUUAAUCUCACGCUGUGUUUUUAAAAUGCCGCUCAGCGUGUUACCAGUCUUUUUUUAUCAGUGCAUUGUGCAUUGGCUAUCUCGGCACGUUCCCGUGUACGUGAGUGGCUGGAAGUGUGAAAGCAAACGAGUGUUUAUACUUUUAUAAUCUUCCCUUGGUGCUCAGGCAGGUGAGGGUCUCAGGAUUGGUGUAUUCUGAGAAUGGAGCUUGCUGAAUAUACUGAGAUGGCUAUACAGAAACUAAUGGGGAUCUCCCUGUUCAUUAAAGUUGUCCUGAAUUCUACCAUUUGUGUGUUAUUUUAGGAGUUUUUGAAUGGACUAAUUAAUCUCUCUGAACUAUUCUGAGUGUGUUUUUUUGUUAUAUAUCACUUGGUACACAAUAUUUUUUUAGGAUUUCAUCUUUAAAAAUAAAAUUUAAACAUACUUUUCCAUGGAAAGUACAACUAAGACAGGUACCAAAAAAGAAAAGCCUUAAUGUUUUGCUAAUGUUUUUCAGUAUGCAAUUUCUACUCUUUGUACAGCUAUGCUCUUUAUAAAUAUACUUUGUAUAAGGUUUUAUACUUAGUAUAUUUAUAAAGUUUUUGUGAAAGACUUGUAACCUGUAUGAGUUAGAAGUUUAUAGAAACAACUGGAAACCUCACCAUUUUCUACUUACUGUUUUCAACACUAAUUUCAUUUGCAGUGUCUGGACUGCAGAAGGUUUUUAAUACCCAGUUUAUGAGGGUAGAGCUCACUUAGGAUCUUUCUAGUAAAUAGUUAAUUAAAGAGAAGUUACUGCUUUAUUUUGCAGUCUUUAUUAUUUCUGAAUUUGUAUGGGUUAAUUACAGUAAUGCUUCUUUAUAUUAAUGUUGAAUAAUACAGCAGCACUCAAAUACAAAGUACUGAGCAAAUACUGUCAGUUUUUGCAAAAUAUAAACUGUCUCUAUGGUUAUGGGAAAUAUAAGUCUUCCAAUGUGAACCAAGCCCUAAAUAAUUCUCUCCAUAUCUUCAGACAUUUUUAACCAACUUUCUUUGCUUCUAUGAAUAACAGAGUGUAAUUUGUGAUUUCUUCUGGAAUCAGAUCCUCCCUUCUCUGCCAGAUGUUCCACCCUUCCUCUGUUCUGCCAGUUAAACCAUUAGAUGACUCUUUUACCAGGUCCUGCAUCAGAAGCCUAAUUUUAAAACCUUGUCGUGCAAAAUUGGUAAAAGAGAAAAGUGGAAUCUCUCGGAAAGGGUGAAAUGCAGGUGGUGAGAGCCUGCUCUGGUCCCUGGUUCAUCUUUGCUGUCCUUGGAGCGCUGUGGGCAGGAGCACAGGUGGCAAUGUGGAGCCAGCCCAGCUGUGUGACAUGGGGCGUGGGUAAAACACUGGCACUGCUUCCCUUUGCUGCAGAGUAAACCGCACUCACAGGAGACCCUUGGACACAGUUCUACACCAGCUGUUCCUCAAAUACCUGGGGCAGCUGAAGGUGGUGCAGAAGAGAAUUCCACAGUGCCUCCCAUCUGCCUGUGGGUUCUUGGCAUCGGUAGUAGACUUUGGAAAGCCUAAGCCAAGCCUUGUGCUGGCUGGCUGAGGAACAUGGUCAAGAAAAGGUUAUCAAGGAAGGAUGGUAUACAGAGCAUUUUUGAUGGGUAAAGCUGAGUUGAGGUGAUUUAGUGAUAGAUGGAGGAUAGAAAAAAAUAGAGAAUACAGGAAAAGAAAUCAGGAAAGUGGGUAUUGAAGUGUUCUGGGGAAAAAUAACUAUUGUCUGACUCCAGAAAAAGAACAAUGACAAUAAACCAAGAGAAAAAACUCCUUGGCUACAGUAUUUAUAUCUGAUACCAGAUUAUAUUGAAUUAAUAUCUUGUUUUCAUCAUUUUAUCAGUAUUUUCCAACAGUUUAUAAUAAAGCUUUGCAGUAUCUUUUUAAAAUAUUUUGAGUGCUGCUCAAACUACAAGAACUACAGAAAGUAAAUGUGUGACAGCUGCUAAGUGCAGAAAUUUGUAAUUUACUGUAAACAAUUUUAUGUUACUAUCUAUUUCUUACUGAUUUUUAAACAAGCAGCUUUGUAUGGAAUGAAAUAUUGGAACACAAUAGUUUAACAGAUAAGACUUCUUUGAAACUGGCCUUAGGCAACAUAAACUCUCCUGACCCAGAGUUUCUGCCCUAUUAGUCUUUAGCUAAUUUCAGUAGGGAAAAUGGAAUUCAAGUUCAUUUUAGCUUUGGAGAUCGUGAGAAAUUGGUUCUUAAAGUACUGAGGGCAUGGACUGUGGAUUAUAGCAUUAAACUGUUUGGAACAUCAGAGUUUUCAGGCACCAUACUAAUAACAUAAUUUUUCUGAUUAUUUUAGAAUAUGGGUGUUGGUCUGGAGAUUAGGCUUCAUCAGUUAUGGUCUUGGAUCUGUAUUUAUAAAGAAGCAAUAAGUUAUAUUCCUUCCUGUGGUCUUACCCUGUUCCUUGUUAGAAGGAAUGUGUUUGAUUUGAAAAGUAAAAAUUUGACUUCUCUUAGGUGAAGAGUGUAAUUUUGUCUUUAUCAAAUUAUUUAUUAUGCUGUUAGUCAUAAUACUAUGUGUGUGGUAUAUCUUCGUGCUUAAUUUCCAGUGUUCAGGAGUCUCAGGGCUGGGAUUUUGUGGUUUGUUGUGGGAUUUUUCUUCCUGGAAGUCUGCUUAACUGUAUGGAAUUCAGCAUUCUUUCAGUCUGCAUCCUUGUUGUUUCUGUUAAAAAAAUCCCUGGCUUAAUUCUUAGGAAGAUGCUGUAAGGUGUAAAUCUAGUAGAAGUGAUAUAAUUGCAUUCAGAUUGUGACCUUUUGUCAGUGCUGUAUAAAAAUGAGGCCAUGUAACACAAUGUGGGAUUAGACAUAAGAAACAGGAAAGAAUAUUGUAGGUGAACUCUAAGCACUUGGUGUUAAUCAGGUAAAGAAUGCUCAGUAAAUAGCUGCUGCUUGAGAUGUGCCUCAAGUUGAUUUAUAUAUUUUUAAAUUAAACAUUAAUGUGUCACCUUCUAAGUUUUCCUUUUGUGCAUUAGCAGAUUAAAUAUUAAAAGUUUCAUUUUCAGAAGUUGGGAGCAACAAGUUGACUGGUUUCCAUGGGAGCUAAUUCAAGUUACUGUUUGCAUUGUUAAUAUCUCAAAGUGGCUGUGUUGGUCCAAGUCAAUGUGCAGCAAAAGGUUUGUGAGAGAGAGAUUUUCUUGGCUCUCCUAAGGCUGUGUGUAGGGACUGCGUAAUUGAGGACCUUCUGCACAUGUCACUGAAUUUCAGCUUAGACACAAUCAUUCUGAUUUUUGCAAGAUGCCCUAAAUUGAAGUUGCUCGUAAUCUCUAUGCUUACAUUAUUUUGAAUUAAUGUCUAAUUAGCCCUUAGUUUCUUGCUGAAUGUAAAUAGUGUUUUAAAUUCUGUCCAAUAGAAGUUAAUUGUAUUUUGUAAGACAAAUUCAACACCAAAUAUUACAAUAAUAAAAUAAUUACAAUAAUUAAUAACCAAAUUAUAAUAAUAAAACUUUGCUAAACUUUGUAAAGUGUAUAGAUAUAAAAAGAAGCAAAGUAUAGAUUUUUCAAGAAAUCUCAUCUACUAGAAAUGAUUGUGCAUUGUUAAGUCCUGCUUCUGAUAGGAGGUAGAAAGCAGCACGUUCAACGGGAGGCAGUCCUGCAGUUCCUUCCUCUUUGAUUUGAAUCCUUGUGCUUUCCUUGCUUUGUUCAAUUCAAGGGCUUGGUUUGCAGCAGUAAAAUAAACAGAAUAGCACCUGCAGCUUAGUCAUCGAUGGGAACAUCUUGCAGUAUCCAAGCAAACAAAUGAAAUCAUGGAGUCAUCUAACCUUUCCUGAAAUGCCUUAAGAGCUUUACCAACAUUCCUUUUAGAGAUGGACCUCUAUUUUGGCUAUCAAAGGUCUCUGAACACGUAGAGGAAUUGGGAAAGAUUAUGAUCCAAUUCAUUGAUAAAAGUUACUAAUUAUUGUCUGAGCUAUCAAAUGCAUUUAUUAUACAAAAACAAACACUUGGGUUUUGAUUUUUCCUAUGUGGAAAACUUCAAUUACAUAAAUAGAUUCUUCUGGCUGCAAUUUAUGUUUGCUGGCCACAGAAAAUCAUGGAGCACAUGGGACCUUACUAAUUCCUUUCACAAAGUUCUGUCAUAGACUAGAAGAACUGAGCUUGCUUUUGAGUAGGUUAAUCUGAGUUGAUGUCGCAAUUACUCAAACACUCCUGCAAAGCACUUCAUAUUAAAACUGAAAUUAGUAACUUUGGGAUUUUUGCUAAUUAAAAUUCGAAUAAGUUGCUUUGGAAGUCAUAUGUCACUGUGUUUCAUCGGAAAAAAUAUUAUUUAAAUAUGUAGAUAUUUAUGAGAAACUAGAAGCAUCAUUUGUUUGCACACCACACUAAUGCAGAUAGCUGUUGUUUGGUUGGUUUCUUUGUUUCUUUGCCUUGCUAUAUUUAGAUGUAAAACUGACCUUGUGUUGCUUUGUAAACUCAGCCUAAAUAUAUUUGUUGCCAAUGUUAUUUUCAGCUUUUAAAAUUAGAGUAUUAAAGCAAAUUUAGAAUAUUGACAAUCAACAAAAUCUUCACAGAGUGAAAAAUAGGAAUGUCAUGCUUUAAUUUUUCUGACCAUUUGCACACAACAUAUUUCCAUAUACAGUAACAUGUAAACAAGAUACUACUUCAUGUUUUGCCUAUCUAGUUUUAAGUAUUUUUAUGAAGUUCUUUAUUUUAAUAGAACUAGUGAGGAUAUGUGCUAUGACAGCUUUGUAUUUAUUUAAUCAAGUGGAACCAGCUGAUCCACUUAACGUUGCCUUAAGAGGAGCAUUGUUUAUCAAGAAUAUCCACAGAAAAGAUGAGAUUAAAUCAAAUUAUAUCUGCUCAUAUGGUGAUUAAAAGUAAAAAGUUGUUGAGGACUGUGUCUGAAGUCCUUCACUUAGAACAGGUUAUGGGUCAAUGUUUUCUACACUUCAGGUAUUGUAGCCAGAAUUCUGGUUGCUGCUGAGUGCUCAGGCAGCAGCUCUUAGGGAAGAUGGACUUAGUUGUAGAUAAAAUAAAUCACUGUCCUCUCAUGAUUCAGAGUUUUCAGCACAAAUCUUUAUGAACUCUGCUGCAAACACUGCAGUUAACACAGCAUAGCUUCUGUUUAUGAAGCAUGGUGUCAGUAGAAGGUAAGUUGAAGGCUGGGUUAUCAGGGUGGGUUAAUGGAUGUUUGCUUCCAUGCCAGGUCUUAAACAGCUCUCUAGAGAUGAGUAUCUCUUGUGCAGGGUGGAAUAGCAGAGCAGUUCAGACUUCUCCUUAAAAAUGGAAGUUGUUGACUCUGUGUUACCCAUAAGAGGCAGCUAAUUUUAGGCUUUAGUUUUUGCUUAGUCCCUCAGACCAAUUUAUCGAUUUUGAUGCACGCUGUGGAGUUUCUCAGCUGUUUCUCAAAGGAAGAUGAUAUAGGUGAACAGUUCUAUAUAAUCAGUAAACAAUUGAAACAUCACCUUUGUCUGAAGGUAUGGGAUCUGUUUUGGUGAUGACUAUUGUGCAUAUUGAACUUUUGGUUCCUCUAUUUAAAAUAUUUGUAAAAAGUUUAGCAUUUUGAGUAAGUUCUAUUAUAAUUUUAAAGCCCUUGAAAUGUGAAUACUGAAGAUAGUUGUAAUAUUUACAACUACUUAGAACAUUUGUUUGAAACCUUAAGGUAUUUAAACACUAAGCUUCACAAUAUUGCUAUAAGGUAGAUUCUUCCCAGUGAAGGUUUAUGUGUAGCCCAGAUUUCACGGUCUUGUUUGAACAGGUUAGUUUGAGAAGGCAGUAAUGUGAGAACAGAUAAAUCAUCUCUAUGGCCCUGCUCAGCGACAGGGUAGGCUUUAGUUUCCCCACACUUUAAUGGAGCUGUGGGAGGCUGCCUUUAUUCCUCACAGCCCCACACUGCAGGGUAAUUCAUUUGCACUUAGCAGGGCUCAGCUCCCAUUACCAAUUACUGUGAUUUUUUUUUCAUGCCUGGAGGUAGCAGUGGAGGGAAUGUAUCAUCAAGGAUUCUCCUGACUCAUCCCCAGCCUCUGUCCAGGUACACGUAAUUCUCUAUACAUUACCUUGUGGACGAUGUGCAUUUGCCACUGUAGCUUACUCAUUUUUCAUUUUUGGAUCAGUCCAAAAACUUAAAAUUUAAAGAUUUUCUCUGAAGAAUUAGUAAAGAGAAUUUCAUUGUAGCAUUGUGAUCAGAAUAUGCAGAAGUGUUAAAUGAGUUUCUGGAGGUCUUUUGGUGUCUGUUCAGUGGUAUUAAUUUAGCUAGAGCAGACAGUUACAAAAAUUUAAUCUCAGUUAUUUAAUAAAAGUGGACAGUUUUCUGCAGUAUCGACCAGCCCAGUCCAGGAGGACUCUGUGCUCAUGAAAGAAACACAUUAUUCCAGGUACUGAAACAGUGAGAAGUGUGACAGGACCUCAAUUUUGUCAGAUACUUCUGCACACUGUUUUUUAAAGAAAUGAAUAGUAAUAGUGAGUUUUUCAUAAUGCAUAAUCCAAGGUGAUUACUCAUGGUUAGUCAGCUGCUGAUAUUUCUCAUCUUUUUCUGCUUUUGUAUAAUUACCUUAAUAAAAAUAGCUGUAUGAUUUAAAUCCUUAUUGCCCUGUGUUUGACCACAAAACUUAAUUAAUUUUAUUGACGCUGUUUUAACUCUGAGAUUGCAGUUUCUCUUUCAAUAUGGUAAUUAAAUGUCAGUUUUCAUGUCAAAGUUCCCGUGCUGCAGUAGGGUGCUGUCUGUGUGAAGGGUGUCACCCCAGCAGAGGUGAGGCUGGGCCUGUCCCAUCGGGGCUCGUGUCCCCGCAGCCCCUGCUGUGUUUCUGAGCUCCAGCAGCCGCUGUGGCUGGCUGAGGAGCGUCACCCUCUUUGGAGCACAGCCUCUCUUUGGUGCUGCUCCAGGAGUGAUGGAGAUGGAGACUGCAGCCAAGCCAUGAUUUGUUUCUGUGUUUCUCUUUACCCCUUGCUGAUAGGCAGCAUGCCAGAGGAGCCAUCCUUUAAAACCCUGCGUCUCUUCCUCUCCUUGGAGUGGGUGUUCCAUCCCCAGGGCUUGUCUCCGGGAAGUGACUCCCGUAGCUUCCAAUUCCCAGACUCUACAGUGAGCUGAAUGUUCCCGACUACUUUGUUUAUGUUCAGGCCUGACGUGUGUUGAUCCUUGGAAGAAAGGAGAGGCUGAGCAUUCCAAGGGUCUGACCACUGGACUGGACUAAUUUGUAGCCUAGGAAGGAAGUUUGCUGUAGGCUUGUGUAGGCAGAGGUAGGGUCUGCUGCAUUCUGAAAGCACAGUCCCUGCCCUUCUUCAUGAGAGGGGAAGGGCAAUUGCCAAGUCAGUCUCAGAUUGUGACUUCUCACAGUCUCUCAGGUCAUUAGUGCCCACUGCACAAAUAGAAGGAAUAUUUAAAACUGUAACAGCCCCCAAAGUGCUGACUGGCCUCAGUGUCAGAAAUCACUGUUCCCACUGCACAGAUCACCACGUCUUUCCAGGCACUGACAGGGAGACUAGACUAAAAAGCUUAAUGCAAUGGCCUGCCUUGGCAGCUGUUAGUUAACCUGCUGGAUCUCACACUCUGUGAUGAUCUUUUUUAGUGUUUUCUGAUACAUUGAAGAAAAAGGGAAGAAAAACAAAACAAACUGAACAUUUUACAUUUUGAGUAUUCUCUCCAUUAAAGAUUCUGGUGUAUUACAAACUGCUAGAGUUUUAAAUUUUGCUGAGUUUUAUAAAUGGAGAAACAGAGUGCUCAUGUUCACACCAUGAUUCUGUAAAUGCUGGAGCUGAUAUUGCUAAUAUCUGAUGACUGUAAGUUCAAUACUGGACUGGGUACAGUGACCCAGGUUCCUUGUAGGUGUGAGUGAGUGAGCAGUGUUAAUGUCAGCCAGUUGACUUGGCCAAAGCUUGAAUUCAUUGUCAUUCUUGAACUGUUAUUUUCCAGCAGAUUGCUAAAAUAAAAGCUGGUUUACUACUGAAGUGUCAUCCAGAUUUCAGAGCUUGUGCCAAAUAAAAUACCAGUUCUGGUGUCUCAAGUAGCAGAGAAGUAUAAGAUGAUAAGAUUUUUCCAAGGAAAUACAUUUUGUCUUUUGAAGAUAAAAUGUUUAAAAAUAAAAGGAGCGUUUGUCUUCAGCAGUUAAGAAGAUAGCAACCACCUACAAUCUGUGAGAACACUUACAUAAGGCUCAUACAUUGUACAGGAGUUCUGGUUUGCCAGCGCUGGAACAGUGUUCCUAUGUACUUGUCAGGGAGAUGUGAACUGAAGCCUCCUAGCAGUGCUGGUGCAGAUUCUAUUUUGAUAAUGUAUUCUAAAAGCUAAGUAGGAUGGGGUGGUUUUUUUUUUAAUUUUUACUUUACUAUUAAACGUUUUGCUGUUUCUAUGUUAAAAAAAAAAGGCAAACCAAACCAGCUACCUGUAAUCAUUUAGGACUAUUGGAACAAUCGAGUAAUGUGAUUUUUAGUUUCUGGAAAUAAGUUGGUAUUAUGCUUUCCAACAGUUCAUAAGCAGAAAUGGAGCAGAGUGAUGGCUCACACAACUUUAACUUCAGGUGUCUUAGUUGCAAGGAGUGAAGUGGAAAGCCCUUGAGUGACAACUGAUUUUUGUCAGAUCAGCCUGGUAUAAAAGGUGCUUUCUUGGAUUAUGUUAAGUAAAAUAUAGAAACUUUAGUAGAAUGGAUUUUUAAAAAUUUUAUUUUCUUGCACAUGUUUUAACUGUUGAAUUUCAGUUAUGUUAUUAAUAUACUUUGUGUGUAGGUCUGCUUCAAUUCAGGGGUUACACAGAUAAUGGUUACCAUCUGUAAAUGCAGAUGGCAAAUCUGAAAUAAUUCUUCAGGAUUGAGGAGGCUUCAAACAAAUGAGAAAGGGGAGGCAAAUUGUAAAUGUGAGAGUAUCAUGGUCUUUACAUUCUAAAUCAGAGGUUUCUCAGUUUUGCACAUGGUUGCUGGAUAAAGUGUUUAUUUACAGGGUUUGAUUUUAAACAAGGUGAACAAAUAUUUUCUACUCAUUUUUCUGUUUGGAUUGUUGAUGUACAAACAAUUGGUUAUAUUAGAAACAUCAGAAUGAAAUGGCUUUUGAAGACUGAAAAUAGAUGGGAGACAUUCUGCCUAUCUUUAGUUGAGUUUUAUGUGAAGUAAAUGCUGCUGAUUGUAGCCUGCACCUGAUGCUAAAGCAGUUGUAUUCAUCUGGAGCUGUUAAAAUGAGUGUGCUAGAAAAUGGUAAUGGUUUAUUUUCCUACAUGCAGCAGUGUAAAAAUAUGUUUACAGAGAUGUUUAUAGAUGUUUUUUGUCCUCAUUUAUUUCUUGUUUGUUUGUUUGUUUAGAAAGAUAUUUAUAAAAGUUAUUUUUAAGUUCCUAAAUUAGUUUUUUCAAUCAAUAAGGAAAACCUUAUGCCAAAGGCAAACUAUUAAUUUCAUGGAUGCCAAGUUCAGGUGUUGUCUUCAGAAAGUUGAACAGCUGAAUGAAUUCUUUAUUAGAUUCUAAUAAAACGAGAUAAGAAUCAAAUUAAUUGUUUAUAUUUUAUUAUUGCAAGUCUUCAAUUUGCCAUCUUUAUAAUAUUUUUUAGAAGUUCUGUUCGUUGAUUCAGUAAGGAGCUGUAAGAAUCCUAGUGUAUCUAUGCCAGAUGUUCAUGAUGUAGGUCACUGAUUUUUUCCCCCUACAAAAAAACCCUGGAAAUGUUGGGUGGGGAUGUGUGUUUUCCUUUUUGGGGAAGGUUAAGAGAAUUUGUUGUUCUUAGCUCAGAAAUAUUUCUGUCGUCUGAUACAGCAGCAGUUCAUAAGUAAUAAUGAAAAGAAAUGAGAGCAAAAUGUGAUUUGAGAUAUGAGUAAAGAAUUUGAGGAAUUUAGACUUUCUGGGAAUUUUAGAGUGUCUUUUGUUCAAAGAUUAGAUAGCAACAUAGCAGUAGGGUUGUUCUAGAGUUAAAGGAUCGUUUGAGAACAUACCUGGGUUUUUAGCAGCCUAUCUAAAAGAUUUAGGAAAAGGGAAGUGCAGCAGUUUCUGGGACUUGACAGUGAAUUGGAAAGUUUAAAAUUAGGGUUAGAGUUCUGCACUGGAGAGCUUUGGAUUUAGAGGUUUCCUAAUGAUGACAUUCAUGCACUGUAUGAAACCACAGUGAAAACAGGGUCCUGAGUGUCAUGAUCAGCAGGAGAAGAAAGUGUGAAGCAGGUGGGCAGAGCAUUCGUACUAAGGUUACCCAGAGGUGGUGAAAUCACCUGCUUUGGAGAUUUUCAGAAGCUGACGAGGCAAGUUCCUGAAAGCUGGUAAUACCAUGAGACAGGGGGAUGGACUAGAUGACCUCCAGAAGGUCCCUUCCAACCUGAUCUAUUAAUGUUCAAACCACAGAUCAAGCACAUUUUGUGUGGGAGUCAAACUUGUUUUGAGUUGUGCUGCUGUGCUGCAAUCAACAUCAUUUAAUUGCAUGCUGUGUUCUCAGUUGGAUCUGGACAAUAAACCCACAUUUCUGUACAUUCCUGAAACAAAAAUUAACAGAUGGACAUGUUACCAAUUCUGCAGUGCAUUGUAGAUACGGUGAGAGUCAAGCUAGUUUCAUUCAAAGCACGAUGUUUACUUAUCUGUCAUGGGGAAUAAAAUUAGUCAAAGCUAACCUGCAUAGCAUAACAAAUGCUAAGCCUUAGUACAAGAAGGUGUUUCUAUUAAUUUCAUCUGGUUUGAAAGCAUGAAUACAGCUCACGUGGCCUAAUCUCUUUGAAAAGUGACUCCAAGGCAACUCGUAACUAGUAAAUUGUGGAUAAAACUCUGUGGAUAUGAACAGAUAAGCAGCUAAAUUUUCAGUUAAAUUCUGCUCUGAAGAGACCUGCUUGGUUAAUAAUGUACUUAAUUUGUAUGAGUGAGUGGGAGUUUGAGGAGAGUGUAAUGUCAGGAAAUCGAGUGAGAGCUGAGUAAAUUAUGCUUCUAGAAGCUAAGAACAAAGAAGAAAAAUCUUGCAUAACAGUAAGUUAAUGUGUCUUCAUUUAAUGUGAAAGCUCCAGUUGGUAACUAGGGAAAAUAAUGAAAAAUAUGCACUUAACCAUGAUAAUUGUUCUAUUUAGGUGUAUAUCAAGCAGUACUUACUCAUAUUUCUUAUUUUUCAAUUCACAUUUUCAGAACAUGAUUCUCUACCCUUUUGUAGCGUAGGCCUUUCUUUGGUGGUCAUGAUAACUUUUUGCCAUCUUGGUUUUCUAAAUAUCAUGUUAACACUUGAAAUAUUUUGGUAUUGAUCAUUGAAAUAUGUAUUACAUUUUCAAAAUUCUGAGUACACACCCCAACACAUGUGGUGUUUAUAUUCAGAGUAUUUGAAGUUUAAGGCUGAGUAUGGCAAGCAGUUGUGUUUCUUAAGAAAAAUAAUUAAAAAUUAACAAAAAAUCUCACAAUAAUAAGACAUUUCUUCAUUCAGUGGAUCUUUCUGAGUUGUUAAUAUUUCAUAUCAUUCAAGUUUCCAAGAAUCCAGGGAUAGGACUCCAUUGACGUCCAUAUUGAUUUAAUGACAUUUUAAUGACUUGAUAGUUCUGUGAGGUGUAAAAAGCCUGUACCAGUAAUUCAUACUUCUGUCUCUCCUCACUGUAGAUUAAGUACUACACUAAUGAUAGGAAGGAAGAAUAUAGUAAGUUGGGACUUUUCUUCAGUUAUUCAAUAAGUAGCUAGUAUACAGUAAAAUUAAUUUUAAAAUAUUCAUGGCCAAAAGUCUUCCUUGCAGGAGAAACUGAGGAUUAACUAGUUCUGAUAUACUCCUUUGGUGGUGUGAAGUCCUGUAUAAGUACUGACGUUGAUUUGGGAUCUGAAGGAGAGUAGUGCAGAGCUUCAAAAUAUUAAAAGCCCUUUAUAUGUUAGCACAAUGUAUUAAUUUGCAUUCUCUAACAGAAGCUAUUGGGGAAAAGGGAUGUUGUGCUGAUAGGCGGGUGGGACCCAGGGUGGGGCACAGGAGCCUCUGGACAUCCAUCGUGAGGGUUACCACUGGGUGAUGUUUCUGUCAGCGUGAGCGAAGAAACUGUCCUGCUUUCUGCUAAAUGGCCUCUGAAUCCAUUCCCCGACUGUAUUUUUGCCAACCCCGUAGUAUCUGUGGGAAAUCAGCAGAGCGCCGAGGCGUGCCCAGGAUGGAGCCCGCGGGGCCGGCGGACGGCGAGGACGAGCCCGGGCCCCCGGCGCGGCUGGCGCCCAGCCCGCACAGCGAGGCCGUGGCACACGAGCUGCGGGGGCUGUCGCUGCAGCCCAGCCCCUGCCUGCCGCCCCUCACCGAGCGCAAGAAUGUACUUCAGCUGAGGCUGCAACAGAGACGGACACGAGAACAGCUGGUGGACCAGGGCAUCAUGCCACCUUUGAAAAGUCCAGCUGCAUUCCAUGAGCAGAUAAAGAGCCUGGAGCGAGCCAGGACUGAAAAUUUCUUGAAGCACAAGAUCCGGAGCAGGCCGGACCGCUCGGAGCUGGUCAGAAUGCACAUCCUGGAAGAGACCUUUGCAGAGCCUUCACUACAGGCCACUCAGAUGAAACUGAAGAGAGCUCGGUUGGCAGAUGAUCUGAAUGAGAAGAUUGCUCAGAGACCUGGCCCUAUGGAACUGGUAGAAAAAAAUAUUCUUCCUGUAGACUCCAGCGUCAAAGAAGCCAUUAUAGCAGUUGGACAAGAGAAUUACCCUCAAGCUUUGGAUGAUUUUUCAUUUGAUGAAGACAGCAGUGAUGCUUUAUCACCAGAUCAGCCAGCCAGCCAAGAAUCCCAGGGUUCAGCAGCUUCCCCUGGUGAGCCAAAAACAAGUGACUCACCCUCACCAAUAACCCCAAAUGCUGCUACAUCAACACAGUAUCCACCUUUAACCUCUCCAGUUCCUGAAUUCCUCAAAACUCCCUCUACAGUCGAACAGCACGUGACUCGUUCCACUGCUGCAACCACCCUGACCACAACCACUGCAUCUGCAGCAAAGCCUGGGCCAACGUUAGUGAAGCAAAGCCACCCAAAGAACCCAAAUGAUAAACAUCGGAGCAAGAAAUGUAAAGAACCUAAGCCAAGAGUGAAAAAAUUGAAGUAUCACCAGUAUAUUCCACCUGAUCAGAAAGGUGAGAAAAAUGAGCCACAGAUGGACUCCAACUAUGCUCGUCUGCUACAACAGCAGCAACUGUUUUUGCAGCUGCAGAUCCUGAGCCAACAGCAACAACACUACAACUACCAGACAAUUCUACCUGCACUGCUGAAGCCACUGAAUGACAAACAGAGCAACAAUGGGAAUUCACCACUGAAUACUUUGAACAACAGUACACCAACAUCAGCUGCCAGCUCCCCAAGACAGAACAGCAAUGUUCCUAGCAGGAAACCAGGUCCUCUGCCUUCAAGCUUGGAUGACUUGAAGGUAGCAGAGCUUAAAAUGGAGUUGAAACUGAGGGGAUUACCAGUGUCUGGAACAAAAACAGAUCUUAUUGAGCGUCUGAAAACCUAUCAAGAUCUUAACAACAAUGGGGUUGCUACAAGUACCUCUGUGACAGUGACCACCUCUAGUGCGGCCACAGGUAACACUGGGGAAGUGACUGUGGCAUUUCCUGUUGCAACAGUAAAUAAACCAGUGGCUAAUACGAUAUCCAGCUUCCCUCCAGAAAAAACAUCUACUGGACCUGGCAGCAAAGCAGUAAAUACUGAAAACAUCAGCUCUCCCCUGCCUAUAUCUCCCUCUCCCUCUGAACAGUCCAGUCUAAGCACAGAUGAUACGAGUAUGGCAGACACUUUCCCAGAAAUGACCAUGAUGUCACCAUCCCAGUUCCUAAGUACUUCACCACUGAGAGCAAGUACAAACGAGGAUAAUCACAAUCGCAGCAGUGGAAGCAUCUCAACCAUGGAGUUUGAUGUAGCAGAAAAGGACCGCAAGCUUCAAGAAAAAGAAAAACAAAUUGAAGAGCUCAAAAGAAAACUGGAACAAGAGCAAAAACUUGUGGAAGUAUUGAAAAUGCAACUUGAGGUUGAAAAAAGGGGACAACAGCAACAGUCUCAGACUUUUGGUAACUCAACUGCUUUGGAACAGAAGCAGUUCAGUGCUGCUGUCAAAGAUGAAACUGCUCCUGCUGACUGCUCAAGUACCAGUCAGUCUGUACCUGUAGCCAGCCAUUCCUUAGGACAGUCAGUGUACACCGCUGGCCAGAAUCCAGUUGCCAAAAAGGCAGUUGUUAUCAAGCAAGAGAUACCUGUGGCCAAAGCUGAACCUCAGAAUGCCAUUUCUCAGUUUUACGUUAGUCCACAGAGGCAGCCACAAACUGCAGUUGUUGCCCAGCCUCAAGCUUUAUUAACUACCCAAGGAACUGCCCAGCUGCUCCUCCCACUGUCUAUCCAGGGACCGAAUGCUGCUACUGCAGUGCAGUUACCAGUUGGAAAUAUCAAGUUGCAGGCUCAAUCACAAGCUGGAAUACAGACCCCAUCACAAAUACCUGCUCCUAUUUCUUCCUCUGGCCUGGUGCAGACAGCCCCUCAGAUGCAUGCUCCACAAUCAAAACAAAAUACCAUCACGCAGCACACACUUGGUCAGACCCAACAAAUCAGAAAGGUUUUUCCACCUGCCACAUCAAAUGCAGUAUUUUCCUAUCAGACUGCACCCGUUUCAACACCUUCACAAUCUUUUAUUAAUAAAACAUCAAACUCUAACAUUCACCCUGGUGGUAAUCAGGUCCCUUCUGUGCAGAAUGGACCUGCUGCUCCCAACAAGCCUGGGUCUCCAUCUCAAGCCCAGCCUUACAUUGUUCAGCAGCCCCUCUUCAACAACACAGUGUCCAAGACAAAAGAUCCUCCUCGUUAUGAAGAGGCCAUAAAACAGACCCGCAGUAUUCAGCCAUCACACCGUGAGAUUUCCAGUGCACAUAGUCAGCAGAUGGAUGAUCUUUUUGAUAUUCUCAUCAAGAGUGGAGAGAUUUCCCUUCCAAUAAAAGAAGAACCCUCUCCCAUAUCUAAAAUGAGACCAGUAACAGCCAACAUCACUACGAUGCCAGUGAACACAGUGAUAUCCCGUCCACCUCCGCAGAUCCAAAUGGCCCCUCCUCCUGUCUCCUUAGAACCAACAACCAGCUUGUCCAUAAGUUUGGAAAACCAACUUGAAGCCCUCUUGGAUGGAACUUUACCAUCAGGUAAUGAAAUUCCUCAACUGGCAAGCAGUAAUGAGGACAGAGAGUCAUUUUCUUUAAUUGAAGACCUCCAGAAUGAUCUGCUUAAUCACACCAGCAUUUUAGAUCACUCUCAUUCACCCAUGGAAACAUCUGACCCACAGUUUACUGCUAAUAAUUCUUGUCUGUCUCUUGACCUUCCCGAUACAAAUUUGGACAAUAUGGAAUGGCUGGACAUUACAAUGCCCAGCUCCUCAUCUGGACUCACCCCUCUCAGUUCUGCUGCCCCGAGCGUGUUUUCAACUGACUUUCUAGAUCCACAAGAUCUACAGUUGCACUGGGAUUAAGCUAUAGCCAAUGAGAACAUGACCUGCAAGUCUCUUUACAGCAGAGGUCCACUAUUAUACCAUUCUGGGUGCAGUUAACAUAAACUAAGACAGUAAUGUUUGGAAGAACAAAUGCUUAAAGCUAAUUCCUUAUUGAUUUUCAAGUUUACAACAGUGAAUCACUUUAUGCACCUAUCAGUAAUGCAGAUCAGGGCCCUCUGAAAGCUGUAUUUCACAAGUCAAGAAAGGAUGAUUGUACUUUGUGAUUAAAAGUACCCCAAGGUAAAUGUAUGACAAAUAUUUAAGAAAGAAGUUACAUCUCUGGCUUUGUAAUGCUUAAAUGAGCAACACAACAUGACUAAACUUGGAGUGAGAUGUCAGUUCUCUGUAUUGACCCGGUGAGCAAAUGUCUGGGGGAGGGGAGGUAUCACUGCACUUCAUUGUUCCUGUGGAAAGCCUGAGCCAGAUUCAGAACUAAUUGUGAGGGCAAAGGCAAAUAGAAGCACUGGCUGGUUCAGUGAAAUUUCAUAUAUCUAGUCUCUUAAUUUGUUCAAUUUGUUUUUAUAUUUUGCUUUUGUGGAUUUUAAAACACUUCCCCCAUUCUUUAAUCAUGAGGGAGGAAUUUAACUGCAUCCAAAGGGAUAUUAUGUGUAACUGCAAGAAAUCCACUGUAGCGAAUGCCAGGUAAUAUUGAGAACACUGAAUUUUCUAUAGCAAUGCUCUGGAUUUAAUAGCUAGGUUUUAAUGUGUAUAUCAGACAGUUAUUUGUAUACUCUUUUAACUUUAUAUAGCUUAUUUUUGUGAACAGAGGGGAACACAGUGGUCUUCAAACAAGAGAUUAUUAUAAUGGAAGUAAAUAUCCUAUUUUGCUUUGUGUUUGAGGAUAUUUGUUAGAUCAUUCAAUCCAGUAUCUCAGCAUACUAAAAAAGUUGGAGAAAGUAGAAAAGUUUAAUUGUGUUGUAUACUACAAUCCUGCAAGCAUCUAUGCAAGAAUAGUCCCAAUGCCCUCAAUAAAAGAUGUUUGUGGGAUGAGAUCAAGUUGCAGGGGACAGUGCUGACAGGACAACCAUAAUUUCUUAAUGAACACUUUGUCUGUUGAACAGCUUUGUCUGCCACUACAUAACAUCAGGGAAACCAACAGAGAAGCUGCUCAGUGCAAAUCCUAAACACCAGGAUCAGAAUGUACUGUUUGUGAUAAGAAGGCAUAUUGCAUAUCUGAAACAGAGAAUAGCAAAAAUUAAGCUCUUACCUCACAGCACAGCACAUGAAUUUUUUUUGGUUUUUUUUAAAGCCCUUAGUUGUUGUUUUUAGAGUCUAUUUUGAAAACAGAAAAACAAAAAAUUCAAGUAGAACUAACAUACUUUGACAUUUUAUGGUUGUCUCUCAGGUAAUAGCUGUUAAAAGUUGCCAUAGAUGAUGGCAUAGAUGAUGGAGGCUAAUAAUCAAACACAAAAUUGGAAUUUCCUAUUAGGGAAUUCCUCAAUUAAGAUAAAAGGAAACACAUCCCGUUUCCUGAAAUGGGGAAAUACUGUAUGUUUUCUAGUUUGAAAAUUGAUCUCAUUGCAUGGUUCUUUCCUCACCAACAAGUUUCAAAACUAAAGUUUUGGGAUUGAAUGAAAAAAUGCCCCGAAGCUUUUGCCCACUUCUUAGAAUAAUGAUACGUAUCAAAGAAUACUGAAAACAGUAAGUAGCUGUUAUCCACUUGGCAACUUUGACCACAUUUUUCAAAAAGAAAAACACAACACAAUCAUGUUAACAUCAAACAAAUACUUUUGUCAGAAAAUGUUAUGGAAUGAACUGAAAAUUUGCAUCUUCAGAUAUAAUGCAGUCUGGUUUACUGAUACGACAGAAUUCCAUUGGCUUCAGAUAAAAUAAUGGAUUACAUCAUUGAUUCAGGGUGUGAACUGAUACCAUAUGUUUGCAUCAUAUCAAUUACAGCACUUUAAAUCAUUGUAUAUCUUCACUGGUUUUACUGGCCAAGAAUUACUGUAAUAUGAAACUAAGUAGAAGAAAACAAUCUUUGGAGAUUUUUCACUACACACAGUUGAAAGACAUAAUUCCUUAUUCCUUCUUGCUGUGCCUACAGUACUUGAGUACAAUAUUACACGUGGACUGUCUGCCUUAAGCUUUGAUGGUAUAGGACUUUUCAGUAACAGUGAACACUUAACAUUCAACUUUUUGCAUUCCUGUUCAUCAUCCUCUCUUGGGAGCUGAUACUCUGAGAUACAAAGUGCCCUCGGCUGUUACGAGAAUAAGAAUUAAGGAUUCUUGGUCUGAUAGGAACAACUCUGAAUGAAAUCUAGUGUUCUGCAGUACUGUCAGUUUAUUUUGUGUGAUACACCAGACAUCAUACAAUAUAUGUGUGGUUAGAGUUAUCCCUUUUUGACCCUGCCUCCUGCUUAAAUGAGAGGCAAGUAAAUUAAUUUUUAGAGGACAAAUUAACUUAGAGCAACUGUACUGUCAUUUUUGAUGUGCAUGUAAAUACAGCUUGAAACUGGCAAAGUCAUCCUGCUACAAAGUUACCCUUGUUGGCAGUGUAGAAUGUUAAUUAAUCCAUAGGAAUCUUUGUGCAGAAAUAAACCCAAACAGUUGAGAUGUCUUGUUAUCAGUACGGUAUAGCUUUCUGCUCUGAACGUCUAUUUGAAAAAAAAUUAAAAUUAAGGGAUCAUUUUAGUUUCUGAAGUACAAAUAUUCUAGUGUAGGGAAUGUGUGAUUACUUUUCUGUACAUUUCAGAAUUGUGUAUUAAACCUUAUAUAAAAUGGUUUGCUUUAGACUUUGUUCUGAAAUGUGAUCUGUUUGCCAUAGCUGUAUAUGCCUGUUUAUGGCAGAAAUAGGUUUUGCUUAGACUUUUGUGUGUGCAUGUUUUACAUUAAAGUUUUUGUAGCACAAAUACAUCUUAGAAAUUUAAUCAUGACUGUGCAGUUUGACUGCACAGAACUGAAUCUUUCUCAUUAAGAGAACAGUUGCAAAGGAAUGCACUGGCACUAAAUUUGCCAUUUAAUGGCUGCAGUAUACUAACAGAAUGCAUCCUAUCAAAUGUGGUGUUAGUGGGUCCUUCAAAGUAAUUAAGAAUACCUUUUAAUCAGUAUAAAAAUCCAAAGUUGCUUGUUUACACAUCUAGGCAGAGAGAGCUCAGACAAUGUUUUACUAGGGUCGUGUUACUCAAGAGGAGUCACAUCCUGCGUUCAGUAGAGAAAUGGAAUUUGCUGCGCACUUUCAGUGCCCUUCAGCAUCGGUUACAGCAAGGAAGUUUACAGGCAAGAUUUUGUUUAACAUUAGAAAUAGAUUAAAAAGCAUUGUCGUACUUUUUCUGACAAUAAAAUUAAUAUAUGGCAGUUGUUCUCUAAAGAAAUUGAAAGUGUAAUCCAGCAAUGUGGGCUUGCAGACCUGCAGAAUCAGAACUUUAAAAAGCUGAGGCCACAGCUUUUAAAAAUGAUCACUACUUAAUACUGACAUUUAUUUCCCAGGUAUUUCUAAAUUCACUAACAAGAGUCAUGUUCAGAGAAGAUGGUGAUCCAAACAGAAGUGUCAAUAUUAAACUUUUCUGUUACAUAAUCUCAGACAUUCAGGUGCCUCAAAAGUGUAGGCCCUGUAAUCAGAACAUGAGCACAAGCUGCUGAACUAUUUUCAAGGCAGAGAAACUGCAAUUACAGAAUACAUUGAACUGGAAGGGCAUUAUGUUAUCAAAACACAGGAAAGUUCACCGAUGUAAACAAUUUUUACUUGGCUGGCAUCUUAAGUGUAUUAUAAACUUAAAGCAAACUCUAUUAAAACUGGAAAAAAAUCUUCCACUUAUCUCUAGUAAAUGUUCUGUUGAAACUCUUCAUACUGUGGUCUGUGAAAUCACCUUUCAGUGAAUUCUAGACCAUACCCCAGAAGGUAUUUCAUGUGAGAUCCGUGGAAUUGAGUUACAUAUAGUAUAUACUUGGCCAAUAAAGAGCAUCCAUUAAAACCUGAAAUAAUCUCAAAUAUUCCUUUUGUACCAGUUUGCUAGGAAUAAAGUGCAAAAAAGAGACACCUACAUCAUUCUGUAGUGUCCAAUACUGAACAGAAAGUGUUUUUAAGUUAAAAGUGCAUAAAUGUAUUUGUAGAAAUCUAGCCAAAAAAGCCAUUCUAGCUAUGAGAGCAGAUUCUCAAAAAAAAGCAGGGAAUGGUUAAUAACUAUAUAAUCACACUAUUUUUAUAAAAUUAUACAGCUCAGAUAUUCAAAAGACAGCCUAAAAUAAAUUAUAAUAAUAUAAAAAUUUAAAUAGGAACCAAAGCGUUGCCAUUUAUAUUGCCAAAGGAGGCACUUUGUAUUUUAAAACAUAGGAAAUUAAGUCCCCAAAAGCGUUAUCCGUACUUUUUUAAAAUUAAGGAUGUAGAUAUUUUCAAAGCUGUUUUUGAUGUUUAACAGUACAGAUUUGUUUUUGUUGUUUGAGAAAUUUGUAGUAACUAAUAGCACAGGCUUUUUUUCCAGAUAGGAUUUUCUUCACAGUACUGCUUGCAGUAGGAAUAACGCUAACCCAAGUAGGUGUUUCUCUUCUUAUUUUCAUAGUCGUAAUUAUGUCUUAGCAUCUCAUUUUGUGAAAAGAAGAAGAUAAACACCUGUCUCUGGGGCCCUCUUCAUUUAAGCACUACUUUACUAAAUGCAAAUUAUGGCAAUCAGGGCGUCAGUUUAUGUAUUGCCUUUCUAGAACCAUGAUGCCUUUGUAUUUGCUGUUUGCACCCCUAAAAUCAAUUCCAUAUGUUUGAAUGCCAUAUGUUUUGCACAUUGUACUGUAUAUAUGUAAUGCAUACUGUAUUUUUAUAUGUGUACUACAUUUAUCAAAUAUUUUGUACAUAGUGGCAAUAUUGUAGCUACUGAGGAAAUGUUUGAUAUUUCAGCAUUUUUGCUAAGUGUCUCAAAUAAAAAAGGAAAACUGUG
Molecule: messenger RNA, 22403 nt
Organism: Motacilla alba alba
Lineage: Eukaryota; Metazoa; Chordata; Aves; Passeriformes; Motacillidae
Gene: MRTFB
Product: myocardin related transcription factor B
Exons: 17
Coding region: 14113-17517 (1134 amino acids)
Biological process (GO): smooth muscle cell differentiation
Source: RefSeq, a predicted model, not a curated record